Larimichthys crocea (large yellow croaker) is the source of this 642-nucleotide messenger RNA. Its product is annotated as GTPase IMAP family member 7-like. The transcript has a single exon. The annotation marks the transcript as partial. Lineage: Eukaryota; Metazoa; Chordata; Actinopteri; Sciaenidae. The record is from RefSeq and is a predicted model, not a curated record. Gene Ontology annotation, molecular function: GTP binding.
UUCAUCCCGUCAGAACCAACCAGAUACAAUAAUGAGACGAUCAGGAUUGUGUUGGUGGGGAAGACUGGAGUUGGGAAGAGCGCCACAGCAAACACCAUUCUGGGAAAAAAGACCUUUAAAUCUUUGACCAAACACUGUGCUAAGGCCUCUGGUGAGGUGGGUGGACAAAAGAUUGCUGUCAUCGACACUCCAGGUCUGUUUGACACCAGCACUGAUGAACAGACAACCACUCAACAAAUUUCCCAGUGCAUUACUUAUGCUUCUCCUGGACCUCACAUCUUCCUGGUCGUCAUCAGACUGGGCAGAUUCACAGAAGAAGAGAAGAACACAGUUCAGAAGAUUCAAAAAAUCUUUGGAGAGGAAUCAGACAAAUACAGCAUGGUUCUCUUUACCCAUGGUGACCUGCUCGAAGGGGGACAUAUUGAGGACUUCUUGGCAGAAAGCAAGGAGCUUCAGGAACUUGUGGCCAGAUGUAACGGUCAGUACCACGUCUUCAAUAAUAACCUGAAAGAUCGUUCUCAGGUCACAGAGCUGCUGAACAAGAUCAGAAAUAUAACAGAGAAGAACGGAGGAAGCCAUUACACCACUGAAAUGUUCCAGAGAGCAGAGAAGGCGAUUGAAGAGGAGAAAGAACGAAUCCUG